Lymnaea stagnalis (great pond snail) is the source of this 3578-nucleotide messenger RNA. The record is from the annotation of a GenBank genome assembly. NCBI's taxonomy places the organism in Eukaryota, Metazoa, Mollusca, Gastropoda, Lymnaeidae.
GUCCGAUUUCCGUAUGAAGCUUCAGACUUUCAUAACAAACCUACAGAAUGAGAUACAAAAAACCUACUCAUCAGCUGUUGUCAAACUCUGGUGUAUAGAAGAACUAGAGGGAACUGCACAAAAUCCAGGCACACGUCGGAAAAGACAAUCAAUGUAAAAUUUGGACAUAUAUUUUAUAUUUCUAAAAUUUAAAUGUAAUUCCAUUGUUGUUUAACAAUAAACUAGGCUAUAAUUGUGCUCUGGUAUGUUUUAAAUGCAUACCGUACAGCUUCAGAUUACUCAACUCUGAAACUACUCUUAGAUACUAGUCUCGUUGCAGUGGCAAUAGCUUUUUGUUUUAAAUCAUUUAGCUGGUUGUUACAAGAUAGAAUCUUUGCAAUGAAUUUCUAACUAAUUAAUUGACAAUUUUUUUUUUUUAAAUUCUCAGCAAACCUGUGAAGGUUUCGGUCUAUGUCUUACGUGACAGCAGCACCGACUCCUUAUCUAACAUUACCAGGCAAAAGGAUUUCAUUAGCCAGCCAAAUUUAUUGUCAGUGUUAGCCCAAAGUGAUGGGGCUCCCAACAAUAUCAUUAAAGGUGAGGUGAACACACAGAGGAUAAACUAAGAUAUAAUUAUUAGCUUAUAAUUGUGGGAUUCUUUCUCCUCAUCACUUGGUUGUUAAGUCUCCUAAACUCUGAAAUAAAAAUACUUUUUUUAAUAGUUAAUACCAACUACCCAGGCCUUCAAAACUGCACUAAAAACAUAUCUUUUUAAAUUAUACUACCCUGACUGAUUCCCCUCCUCUGACCGAUAAAUGAUCUUGCUGGCUGCCGUUCAUGGUUUGUCUUGUAAAAGUUAUGUGGUGGGGUGGGUGACUAUACAUUGCUGUUCUUUUUUUUCAUAAAUGUAUUUUAUUUUAAUGUCAUAAUUAUGUCUCUUUUGAUAAAAUUUUUAUGUACAGCGUGGUGAGCCCAGCCCUAGGCUGGGGGUAUGGCGCUAUAUAAGACGUCUUAUUAUUAUUAUUAAUAUGCACAAUUAUUGGGGCUGAACUUGUAUUAAUAUUCGUUUAUUAUGAUUUUGUGCCUCUUCUGUGUAAUACAAGUAUUUGAUUAACUAAUAAUUUUAAUUAGUGAGAAGUUAUUUUAUAUAUCUCAAAAUGGAGGCUGCAUUUUUAUGCAACUUUAAAGAAGCUAAAUAAUGUUGUCUUUUUUAAAUUUAUAAUAGUGCUUACAGGUGCUCAUUCACUUUUAGAAAUUUUAUUUGUUCAUGUUCAUUUAAGAUGGAUUCUCUAAGCUUCAGCUUUUUCCGCUAAUUUGAAUCUUUAAACGUUUUAAUUUGUUGAAAAUUGACUCAUCAGCAGUAAAUUUUAAAAAUCAGCUAAAAAAUGAGAGACUUAGAGAAAUCACCCAACUCAAAAAAUCAACAAAAAUGUUAUUUUUUCAACAGCUGGUGAAUUUGCUUAUUUUAAUAUGCAAGAGGUGACAUCAUUGUCCAAAGCAAGCACCACAAACAGUUCUGUCAGUUGGUGGGACACUGUCUAUGGACCAAUAGUGACAGCAAUCUUAUUGGCUUUUGGUGUGGUCCUGUUGUGUCUUAUAAUAUUCUGUUGUUGCCGACAUCAUAGGAGGAAAAGGUGAGAAAUUUCUUUUUAAAGCCACAACUGUUGUGUGAACUUAUGCUUCUGCUACCCAUAAAAUUGCUCUUGUAGCAAAUAAUAUUUUAGAUUGUAAAAACCAUUUGGGUAAUACUCCUUCUUGAUCAUGUUAAAUGGAUGUAAUUAUUUAAAAAAAAUUAACUAGCUAUUUUAGAUGUGCAGGGAUAUUUCUUUCUUUAAUAACAUUCGAUAACUUACUUAAAUUUUCUGCUGCUUAUUUAAAUUCUGUUAGAAGAUAAAUGUUUUUUUGUUUUUCAAUUCAAAUAAUUUUUUUUUUUAUGCCAGUGAUUCUCAAGCUGGUAAAGGCCUAGCAAGAAAUAUAGAAAUUUCAGCUAGGGCAAGAUCCCCAUUUAUUCACUUUGUAAUAUUUAAAAUAAAAUUAAAUAAAAUUAAAUAAAAAGACUAGCAAUUUGAUGCAUGCUGUUUUGCAGAAAAACUACUCCCUUGAUUCUUUAGCAGUAGUAGCCAAUGCACGAUGGGAACUCUUCAUAUGUCUUAAUGUUUUUUUUUUAUUAAUGAUUAAAUAUAGUGAGUAGUGCAAACAUAGAAUAUCAACUCCGAUAAAAGUUUUGGAAAUUCCUUUUUUUUUGGUGUUACUUCAAAUUACUUAGCUGACGGAAAAAUGUUUCUAGUUGAUGAAUUUGUUUCAAAUAUUUUAUUAUUUCAUUAAAACCAAAUGAUUUCUUUAGUUUUGAGUCACCAUGAUAUGAUUUAAUGUAAUUUCAGGUAUUCAGAAAGUCAUUCUUCUGAGGAAGUAUUUACACCACCUGUAGAUUAUAGAACUAGCAGACAAUUUAAAGGUACUUUUUUAAAUACAAUUUAAGUUAAGAUAUUUAUUUAACUUUUCAAUUUCAAAUUUGCACUUUUAUGUUGGGCUGUAAACUUUCUUUUCACGUUACAGAAAUUACUCAACACCUUUUAUUGUUUUCUUUAUAGUUUAUAGGAACGUGAAAUAUUUUGGUGCAAGAAGGAAGAGUUAAAAAAAUGAUGGAAGGAUGAGGGAGUCAGGGGACAUUUUUUUUAAUUUUAAAGAAAUUUUAGUAAAGUGAUGGAAGUGGAAUAAAUAUUUACUGUAAUAACCUACAUAUAAAAUGUCAGCGUGUGCAUGAUUAAACAACAGUAAACAUGCUUGACCUACAAAUAAGAGCAUAUGACCUUCUGGUUUUAAUCUUAUUAUUAUUAAGACACUGUAUUUUUUUAAUAAAUGCAAACUAAAUUGUUUUGUACAUUUUAAUUUUAAGCACUUUGAAAAAUGGGAGGGUUGGAAAGGGCAGAGACUAGGUAAAUUGAUUUAGCUCUCUCUUUUUCAGUGUUUCUUUUCUGCCUCAUAAAUUUUAUUGACAGCCAAUAAUUAUUUAAUGUUGAUGAUUGUAUUGUUCACAGGAUACCAAGUCGGUUGGUUGCAUCCAUCAUUUCAAUGGCCAACCCCCGUUCAUGUCAGGCAUGCCAAAGCCUAAGUAAGAGAAGCUUAGACAGUAGUAGCAUUUCAGUUUGUUUGUUUUUUUCACAAUUUUUUCAUCAUUUACAUACAUGCAUGCUUUUAGCAAUGAGAAUGUAUCAACAUUAUUUCCUGUUAUAUAUUUUAUCCACCUGUUAUUCUGCCAGUGAAGAUUUUAAUAAUGCAAAGAGCCAGGUGUAUUUUAGUUUAAAUUGAAAAGGAUUUGACGUUUUACGCUUGUGUUUAUUGGGUUUUGAUUUUCAAUGUAAUUUUAGCUCUCUGCACUUUCAAACUAAGUACUAUGUUGUUUAAAAAAUAUAAUUAUUUGCGCUUUUACUUUAACAAGGAAUCUAAAUGCCAUUCUCCUCAUGAAGGUUUUUUUUUUUUUUAUAAUACUCAGAGAUCUGGAGAAAUAUUUACUUUUAGAUUUACAAUUGUUUAAUGUUGAAAUAUUUACUGUUUAUCUAUUUACAGAUGUCAGUUGUAAAUAAAUUAAAAGCCUGGUG